CGUGGAACCAGUGGUGCUGGCGUGCAUCGCGAUAUGGAAUCAUCUCUGUUGGAGACCUAUCACAUGCGCUUGAUUGCGGCAAGCUUUUCUCCGCAAGUCUGCUCAGCGCUGAUGAACACCAUCAACUCUUUAGCCGAGGUCUGCGACUACUUCUGGACAUCGGCGGUGAUGCUAGACCGACACGUUUCCGGAGGAUCUCGCGGCGCAGGAGUGCUCUCACCAGGUGGCGGCGCCUUUCUCCUGUUGCCGGGAGUAGCGGCAGCGAGUAUCGGGGGCGCGGAUAAGAAUAAGAAGGCUGCAUGGGCACAGUUUCUUCACCAGGUCGUCAUGGCAGCGCAAGUACAACUGUUGCAGGCUUCUUUACUUUCACGGAGCAUUGCCGGUGCGGCACUGUACAGGCACAUCACGGAGACGACUGUCCAGAGGCUCACGCAUUUUUGCGCAACGGUAUCGCUCACACACAGCGGAGGCCUCUGGCUUCGCAUGUCCGACCUCACGCGCCUCAGCAUUCUGGUUUCGGCCCUCUGCGGAACAGAUGAAGCACCAUUGCCGCGCGAACUAGACAAGCAAUUGGCCGCAGCGUUUAGUCCGCAAGGACUCGGAAUGACUGGUAUGCGUAUGGCAGGCAGGGUCGGAGGGCCUUCGGCAAACUCUCCAGGAGGCGCAGCAGUUGAGCCUGGCACAUUUGCACCUGGUGCAGCUGUUGCUGACGAAUCCUGUGACGC
This is a messenger RNA of Amoebophrya sp. A25, 725 nucleotides long. NCBI's taxonomy places the organism in Eukaryota, Dinophyceae, Syndiniales, Amoebophryaceae. The record is from the annotation of a GenBank genome assembly.